AUGAACGCACACAGUGGGAACUUCUACACAACCGCCGAAGAACGUCGGCAGUACCUACUCAGAGGCCUUCCAAAGCCCCAUAAGUUGCGAUCACUUCGAUCACAGCUACGAUCAAUCCGCUCCGUCGGACGGGCGCUCGAGGAGUGGCUGGCUGAAGUGGCGUGUCGCAGCGUCGCAGGAAGAAAAGAAUCAGCUUACAAAGCUAUAGAUCAGAAAAAGUUACUCAGUAUCCGUGAUGUCGCACGACGACGCAUGUCUCUUCUGACUUCACCGGCCAAGGAGCACUACAUAAAGAAUCGUUCGUUGGAUAAUCGUACAAACAGAUUCGAGGGAAUGGUGCGAGCGAUGUCUGACGAUCAUCUUGCUAGUUCUACUGGUUUCGAAAAGGCUCACACACAACUUACUGCAACGGGCUCUAUGUACCUUCAUCAAACUGCCGAGCCGAAUAAGCUUGAUUACUGCUCUGUUAGUGACGAUUUAUCAGCUGAUACUGAUGUUGACAAGAACGGUGACGUCGUUAAUGCACAUCAAUCUGAAGCGAGUUGUUGGACAAAGUACAACGACUUCAUGACGUCACUCAUCGAAGAUGUUGACAAAUAUCGACGAUCCCUUGUGUGGACGAGAGGUAACUCGGAAUGUUGGCAAUAA
Messenger RNA from Haemonchus placei, 648 nucleotides. The record is from the annotation of a GenBank genome assembly. Lineage: Eukaryota; Metazoa; Nematoda; Chromadorea; Rhabditida; Trichostrongylidae.